AUGUCAUAUAAAUCUGACACCAACUUCACCUGCGUCUGCCGUCCCGGCUACUCUGCCCUCGACUCGGGCAAUGGCUGCACUUGCGCUGUUGUGAAAGCUGGCUCUAGUGUGUCCUCGCUCUCCACGGGUGCCAUAGUGGGCAUUGCUGUGGGCUGCUUUGCUGGCUUCGUUCUGCUGGCUGCUAUGCUCUCAUGCCUGCUGUGGCCCCGUGGACCAAGGAAGUGGGAGGGUCUAGACGUGUGUGAGCAGUACACGCUGCAGCAGAUGGUGAAGGCCACAGACAACUGGGCCAAGGGCAACGUGCUGGGCAAGGGAGCAUUUUGCAUCGUGUACAAGGGGUGCUUGCCACAGGGGCAGACGUGGGCCAUCAAGCGCUCCACUGUGAUGACCAACGACUUUGAAAUGGAGGUGCGGGCCAUCGAGUCUCUCCACCAUGUGAAUCUGGUGCGGCUGAUGGGCUUCUGCCAGGAUCUGAACGUGGAGACGGGCAAUCAGGAGCAGAUCCUGGUGUACGAGUUUGUGGCUAAUGGAGACUUGCAGCACCACAUUUACAGGAGUGAGAGUGAGUCGCAGUAUGCAACCAAGAUGGUGGAGGACUAUCAGGUGAUUGGCAUGAAGGACACCAAGCUAGACGCAACUGAGGAGGCCGUUCUUGCCAUUGUAGACCUGGCUCUCGACUGCAUCAAAUCGCCAGGUGCUCGCAGGCCUGUCAUGAAGGACAUUGCAUACCGUCUCACAGCGCUCAUUGAUAAGUACUGCUCGGACAAGCAGUCAGAAGUAGAGGAAGUAACGGGUAAAGCAGUAGAUGAGAUUCCCUCCGACUCUUCUGUAGGGACUGGCACAAUCUCACAGACUUCCACCAUGAGCCUUGGAUCUUUUAUUAAAGGCAUGGGUAGCUGGCUGGAGAAGAGGCCAAGCUGA
Messenger RNA from Closterium sp. NIES-65, 921 nucleotides. The record is from the annotation of a GenBank genome assembly. Lineage: Eukaryota; Viridiplantae; Streptophyta; Zygnematophyceae; Desmidiales; Closteriaceae.